AUGGCCACCCCAAGUCACUACGACACUAUCUCGAUCGGGUCCGGAGAAGCCGGCAAAUACAUCUGCUGGAACCGCGCCUCCACUGGCAAGAAAACUGCCGUCAUCGAGCACAAAUGGCUCGGCGGCUCAUGUCCCAACAUCGCCUGCUUGCCGUCCAAGAACGUCCUGUACUCUGCCGACAUCCUGCACAACUCGCAGAAGUAUGCUUCGACGGGCUUGCUCAAAGUAAAGGGCGCUAGUGGCGUUGAUAUGAGCGUCGUGCGAGAGCGAAAGAGAGACAUGGUAAACGGGCUCAUCGAGAUGCACGAAGGUGUGUUCAAGAACAGCGGUGCGGAGUUGAUCCUCGGACACGGGCGACUACUCGACGCGAAGACGGUAGAAGUCGAGCUGAAGGAUGGAGGGAAGAAACUCAUGACCGCCGACAACAUCAUCAUCUGCACCGGCUCCCGCGCGAAAAUCGACAACACGCCCGGCCUAAAAGAAGCUAAACCCCUGACGCACAUAGAGAUGCUAGAACUCGACGUAGUACCUACCCAUCUCAUCAUCCUAGGAGGCGGGUACAGCGGCAUCGAGUUCGCGCAAGCCUACCGGCGCUUCGGCGCUGAAGUUACCGUAAUCGAGAGGAACGAGAGGAUCCUAAGGAACGAAGACGAAGACGUAUCAUCUGCGCUCGUCGACAUCCUCAAGGGAGAAGGUAUAGUCUUCCACAGCUCGACCUCCAUCACCAGCGUGCGCGGUACAUCCGGGUCCUCCGUGACCCUGACCGGAGCGCAAAACAGCCAGCCCCUGGAAAUCUCCGGCUCGCAUCUUCUAGUCGCCAGCGGUCGUGUUCCAAACACCGAGGGCAACGGGCUCGAGACGGUGGGCGUCCAACUCACACCCUCAGGCCACGUCAAAGUGAACGAGUACCUGCAGACUAGUGUUCCCGGUAUCUUCGCCGUCGGCGACUGCGCCGGGAGUCCGCACUUCACGCACAUAAGCUUCGACGACUUCCGCAUCGUGCGGGAUUUCCUCAACAAUCCAACAUCCCCACCGCGUUCGACGAAAAACCGCCAAGUGCCAUACACCCUCUACACGUCCCCCGAACUGGCCCACGUCGGGCUGAGCGAGGCCGCGGCGAAGAAAGCCGGGAUCAAGUAUAAGCUGGCCAAGUUGCCCAUGACGGCGUUUCUACGGACGAGGACGAUGGACGCUACGCAGGGCUUUGCGAAGGCGCUUGUGAGCGCGAGUGAUGAUGCGAUUUUGGGGUUUACGGCGUUGGGGCCAAGAGCUGGGGAGAUGCUGCCUGUUGUUCAGUUGGCGAUGGCGAAUGCUCUGCCGUAUACGAGUCUGAGUGGACUGAUUAUUACGCAUCCGACGAUGUGUGAGGGGUUGGUGAGUCUUUUUGGUGCUGUGCCGGAGAGGACUUGA
Trematosphaeria pertusa is the source of this 1410-nucleotide messenger RNA. RefSeq names its product FAD-dependent pyridine nucleotide-disulfide oxidoreductase. Gene Ontology annotation, molecular function: oxidoreductase activity; flavin adenine dinucleotide binding. The transcript has a single exon. The record is from RefSeq and is a predicted model, not a curated record. Lineage: Eukaryota; Fungi; Ascomycota; Dothideomycetes; Pleosporales; Trematosphaeriaceae. The coding region runs from base 1 to 1410 and encodes 469 amino acids.